Larimichthys crocea (large yellow croaker) is the source of this 1986-nucleotide messenger RNA. RefSeq names its product coenzyme Q4 homolog (S. cerevisiae) (gene coq4). NCBI's taxonomy places the organism in Eukaryota, Metazoa, Chordata, Actinopteri, Sciaenidae. The transcript has 7 exons. Gene Ontology annotation, biological process: ubiquinone biosynthetic process. The record is from RefSeq and is a predicted model, not a curated record. The coding region runs from base 171 to 944 and encodes 257 amino acids. Gene Ontology annotation, cellular component: mitochondrial inner membrane; mitochondrion.
CGUUUAUUUUACGCUUUACUUCUUCGUAGCAACACAACUUUGGGCAGCCAGUUUAACCCGACUUAGCUUCUAAGCUAAGACGUCUGCCAAGCUGAGUCACCUUCUCAACCAGUUUACCUUUUUUUUUGUUGUUGUUUUAUUGUGCCACUUUGUCGAAAAAAAGACGGAAAAUGCGUGUCCACCAGCUGCACAGCACUAGCACUGGAUUUACAGACAGAUGUUAUGAUGACCUGUAUCCUGGACACAUCCACACCACUCCCAUCCAGAAAGCCCUGUUGGCCGUUGGGUCAGGUGUGGCUGCACUACAAAAUCCCUACAGACAUGACAUGGUCGCGGUGCUCGGGGAGACGACAGGACACCUAGCCUUGCUAAAUCUCAGAGACAGGAUGAGAAACGAUCCUGAAGGCUACACUGUCCUUACAGAAAGGCCCAGGAUCCGUCUGUCUACGCUUGAUCUGAGCAAGAUGGCCUCCCUGCCUGACGGCUCCUUUGGGAGAGAAUACCUCAGGUUUCUGGAGGACAAUCACGUGACCCCGGACUCAAGAGCAGACGUGAAGUUUGUGGACAAUGAGGAGCUUGCUUACAUCAUGCAGAGAUACAGAGAGGUCCAUGAUUUGUUGCACACCUUGCUGGGCAUGCCCACCAACAUGCUGGGUGAGGUGGCAGUAAAAUGGUUCGAAGCCGCUCAGACCGGGCUUCCCAUGUGUGCUCUUGGGGCUGUGUUGGGGCCACUUCGACUGAAUGCACGACGUUUACAGUCAUUGUUCACUUCCUUGGGCCCAUGGGCUCUGCAGAACGGUCGGCGGUCCCGAUGUAUCCUCAGCAUCUUCUACGAGAGACGUUGGGAGCAGAGCGUCGAAGACCUCCGACAAGAGCUCAAUAUAGAGCCGCCUCCUAUCACACUCAGUGCUACUAACAAGAAAAGCACGAAAAAAUAUGAAUAAUCCAGGAAUCACUGGACAAAAGACUUUUAAUAGUGGACAAACUAGAAAUAUUUGAAGUGAUACUGUGGAAAGGAGAAGGAUGUUCAGGGAAGUUUCACACUCGACACACUUUGGAUUGUCCCUUCUUACAUACAGAACGUGUCUUCCUUGAUGUUAUGUCAUGGCUUUUAUUUUGAAAUGUAGACGGCAGAGCUGGUUCACGCUCAGUCACCAUGUGACAAAGUGUAUAUUUGUAUCAAAGACAAAUAAAUGUAUAAAACUGAAUUACAUUUGUACUUUGUACAAAAAUAUUUCUGUCGUUUGUUAAAAUGGUAUGUUUGUGGCUGUUUAUGUUUCUAAUUUAUCACAGCUGCAAAAUUGUUGAGACAUGAUAUCAUGUACUCGUGCUCUGCAGUUAUACUAACACUCAUGAGAGGGGAAAGUAGCAGGUGUUGCAGUGCAGCUGCUUCAGUUAUCCUUUGACUCACUGUUUCAUCACUUACUGUGCUCUGAUCAAUCUAUGCGUUCUCCUUUUUACUGUAAUACACAGUUGACAUGUGUGUGAUAAGCAAACCUCACGUCAAGAAAUUACCUUUUGCCUUUUCAAAUUUCAAUGUUUAAUUUCACAGCUCAGAAAACAAAGAUAACAAAGUGUCAUGUUUGUUGAAGCUUUCUGUUAAACUCUGUAUCACAGCUGUCGUACAUUUAGUCCACAUUUUAGGAGGGGAAGAUAACCCAUGAUCUGACUUGUAAAGCAGUGUGCAAAUGAGAGUUACAUGUGUCACCUCUUACCCUCAGCUAUUUAUUGUUGUCCUUUUGUAUCUGUUAAGUUAUUUUUACAGACAUCGGAGCUGAGUCUAAAAAAGUUGAUAACAGAGUGACUGGCUGGGUUGGCAAAGAUGUUUCUACAGUGUCUGUGUUGAAAUAGAUGGCAUGUUUGGGCUGUUACACUUUUACAACAGUGUAAUCACAAGAAACAAUUUGGGAUUGCAUUAUUCUUGAAUAUCCACAACUUAAACAUGUCCAUCCUGGAAUAAAUUAAAUAAAUGAAUUCUCCUAAGAA